CCAAGCUGCUACGCGCCCUAACCCAGAACAACAACAACAACAGCGAUAAAAAAUAAUAUUUCUAUGAACGCGCGACAAUUACGGGCUAUGCUAUCUUGAUCUAAUAAAUUAUAAACCAAUCUAAACGGAGUAUAACAAUGGAGGUGGAGCAGGACCAUAGUUUCCUGGGUCCGAUCACUUCCCUGUGUUGUCAUCUGACAGUCGGUCAGAAUCCGGCGGACGCACCAGCCAUCACCACUCAACAGCUUAAGAAGAUCAGGGCCAAUGCACUAAAUAAUAUUUUGUUCCCAGAUGCAUCUAAAAAUGCAGCCAGCGCGCCGGUCUCGGAGCUGUGCCGUCUGCACGGCGUCUGGUUUCUGCUCCACUCGGCUGGUCAGCAGGAGCCGGCCGCCCGGCUGCACGGCCUGCUGGAGAGGCUGGGAACCGACCCGCCGCCGGCCGUGCGGGCCGUGCUGCGACUGCUGCUGGCCCUCGCCGACCGUCGGCUGGGACAACAGCCGCCGCCGGCGCCGCUGGGACGCUUCGGCACGCGCGUCAGCUACGAGGCGCCAUGGCAGCGCGGCCCGCCCGUCUACAGUACCGAGUAUAUGGCGCCGGAGGAUUCGCGCCAUUUCAUGGAGUACCCGGCGCGCGCCUUUGCCGCCGACCCGCGCCUCCCGUCGGACGGCGCGCCGCCGGCGGGGCUGUUUGACCUGCCGCCCGGUCAGGGGGUCAACAUGUUCGGCCAGUCACUGCUCUCGGAGCCCGGAGGACCGCUAGGGGCGCUGGUACAGAGCCGCAGCACGGCCGGCCCUGGGGAGCGGCUCCGCCUGCCUCCCCUGCCGGCCGACCCGCGUCGCGUGCCGUUUGCGCCGGAGACCCUGAUCCGGGAGGCACCCACGACGGCCCUGUCCCGGUCCCGGCCCCGACAGAAGGGCGGGAGCAGGACGCCAGAGCGGGGAACGGAGACCCCUCUCCCGUCCGCCCGGAGCCCUUCACCGGCCGGCUCUGACGCCCCAGACAGCUGGGAGGCGGCGGCGCGCGGCCCGCCCACCAGCGGCCGGCUGUGCUGGGAGCAGCGCGGCCGGCGCCAGUACCGCCGCCAGCCGCCGCCGCUCACCCAGGCCGGCCCGGCGGCGGUUCCUCUGCUGCGGCGACUGCUGCUCAGCUGGGGAGGCGCCACCGUCACCGCCCCACAGCCGCUGCCGGUGGAGCAGCUGCUCGCCCAGCUGCGGCUCAUGAUGAUGGGACUGGACACGGAGAGUUUUCCGUAUGACCCGGCAGCCGGUACGUUCCGGGUGGCCGAUGGUCUCUGCACGGAGCGCUGCAGUCCGGAGGCGGUGGCGGCGCGCUGCGGCGCCUGGGUAAGCUGCGGUUCGCGCUGCCGCCGCGUGGCAGCGCUGGUGGCGGCCGGAGGGAGUGGAUGUCUCACGGAGCGGGCGUUCGCCACUGCUGUGGAGCCGUGUCUGCGAGGAUACCGCGCUGCGCUGGCGGAGGUUCGGGCGGACACACUCGCUGAGUUCGGCCGCCGUGUACGGCCGCUGGUCAGACUCAUGGCGCUGCUGGCCGAUGUGUGCUGCGUCACAACUAGUGAUUCGGAGCUGCCGCAAAAGAUGGCGCUGGUGUCGCACCUGUACGAGCGCCUGGUGGGGGCGUCUGAGCGCGCAGAGUGGGCUCUGACGGCACACCUGUUCAGAACCACUGUGGCGCCAUACCUGGGGUUCCUGACGGGCUGGCUGCUGGAGGGCGUCUGCCGGGACCCGUACGAUGAGUUCCCGGUCCGCCAGCUGCCGGCCGCUGCCAGUACUACAGACGAGACGUUCUGGACGUCUGCCUACGAGCAGGUGCCCGGGGGCACCGACAACGACCACCCCAGCUUCCUGAAGAACCUCUCUGUGGGUAUGUACCAGUGUGGCAAGGCGCUGAGCCUGCUGCGACUGUGUGACUCGGGACACCCGCUGGUGCAGCCGCCGGCCGAUCUCCGAGUCCGGCUGGCCUUCAGUCUGACCGAGCUGGGGGAGAUUGAACACCAGGUGGUCAGUUACGAGGCGGCGAUGCAGUGUCACGUGGCCAACACUCUGUCUCGUCAGCUGUCUGAGCAGCGUCACCAGGAGCAGGAGCUGGAGCGGUCGGCCGGCCGGCGGCGCCAGUCGGCCAUCAGCUCCAUACAGGAGACGAUGCUGGCGCAGCGGCGGCGGCGCGCCGACCAGAAGCGGCUGCUGCUGGAGGAGCAGCUGCAGGACGUGGAGCGCAGCCGACAGCUGCAGCGGCAGCUGCGGCUGCGGGACCGGCUGGAAACGGAGAGGGCAGAGGGCGAGAGGAGGCUGGACGAGAUCACCGCCCUGAGGAGAGAGAACGAGACGAGGUUGGCGCGUCUGCAGCGUCUCACCACGCCAGAACAACUGGCGGAGAUGAGACGUCAUCUGAAGCUGGAUGAAGCAGAGAAGGAUAAAACUGCCCUGACCUCCACCGCCGCCGGCACCGGCAAAGGAACUGACGAAGCCACCACCGCAGCCGACACCUCCGAACCGAUGGUGACCAGCGCCGAUCCGAGCCCCGACACGGAGACGGCGCCGACCGCGUCUCCCUCGGCGUCUCCCUCUGCGUCUCCCUCGGCGGAGACAACGACAGCGGCGUCUCCGAGCGGCGAGCCGACCUCUGAGAGCAGCUGUACGGACAGAACGGCCACAGGAGACACUGCUAACGACAUCACAGAGAGGGUCCUGGACGGGGGCGCUAGCGAGGAGCGCACAGUGGACACAGUGGAUAACGUGAAGGUGAAUAAAUCCACUCCGGGAGUCGCUGGUGAGACGAGUGGCAACGAAAUCAAAACGACAGAGGUGAUUGAUAACAAACCAGGAGUUGACACGGAGGGAAACACAGACAACAGGACCAGUGAUUCAACUAGCGACACCAUCACAAGAGCUGAUGACGCCUCCAACGCGAAUGUCGCCCCGCUCUCGCCUGAUGAGAACGCCAACGCUUCGAGCGACACGCUCACCACGGCUUCCCACGCGUCCGCCCUGGCCCGGACGGGUUCUGACGUCACACAGGCGACGUCUGACGUCACCCUGGCGGCGUCUGACGUCAUCAGGGACACAGUGGACUCGUCUCCGUCCCGCGCGGCGCUGGCGGAGCGCAGGAGACUGAUCCGGCGCAGAGCGCUGGGCGAGGAUGGAGGCGUGGGUGGCGCCGGCACCGAGCCCGUCCUGGUGGAUCAGAUCGGUGGAGAGGUGCUGCGGCGUCGUGGCCGCAACAUCCACGGCCAUGCCACGGACUCUGUCAUCGAGCGACUUUUGUACCGCGGCGGCAGUGGCGCGGGCGCGGCGAGCGGCGGCGCGGCGGCGGCCAAAAGUGACGCGCCGGUGCCAACUCCCGGCCGCCGCCGACGGGUCACCCCCAGGACAGAGCACACGGUGGUGCGCUUCCAGCCACCCGACUUCACUGUACCCAUGCUGCCACCGUCCGCGGCCGGGGGCGGCCACUCGACGGGAGAGGAGCGGAUGGAGAGAGGGGCGGAGGAGCGGGAGAGAGGAGAGGAGGAGAGCCGACCUGAGCUGGGCGGCAGCAACCAGUUUACUCUGGCCGGAUCUCUGCAGCACUCGGUGGCGCUGCUGCUCAAUGCACAGCUGUCUCUGGUGAACGCGGCGCUGUUGAACCACCUGCUGGUCGACCUGUCUCUGAUGGAGCACCUGGUCACCCUGCGCCGAUUCCUGCUGCUGGCUGACGGGGAAUUCGGCUCCCGGCUCUGCAGUCAGCUCUUCCACCUGGUGGGCACCGUGCGAACGCCACACCAGCUGCUGAGCCCCGCUACACUCAACUCGGUGCUCAGUGAGGCGCUGAGCGCUUCUGUCUGGGGCGACCACCCGCUCACCGAACGACUCAGCUUCGUGGCGAACGAGGUGCCCGACGUGCUGGACAGAUCCUCUCCGUCAGUACUCACCUGUCUGGACAUGGAGUACCGGGCCGGCUGGCCCCACUGCCUGGUACUCACCGACCAGUGUCUGGCCCGCUACAAGGCCAUCUUCCAUCUGUUCCUGCAGCUGCGACGAGCCGUCUGGGCGCUGGAGCGCGCUUUCAGCCUUCUGAAGGCGGCAGGUGAGCUGUCUCCGUCGGGCGCCGGCGGCGGGCCGCAGGUUCAGCGCCUGCAGCUGUGCCGGCACGAGAUGCAGCACUUUGUGCUGGCGCUGCAGGGCUACCUGACCGGGCAGGUGCUGCAGGUCAGCUGGGCCGAGCUGCGCCGGGAGCUGCUGGUCAGCGUGCACACGCUGGACGAGCUGCGGGCGGCGCACGUCGGCUACAUCAGACACGCCGCCAGACGGUGGGUGCAGUCGGGGGUGUUGGGGUUAUGGGCACGCCAAGGGGAUGCGGUCAGCGUGAGGAGGUGA
Molecule: messenger RNA, 4367 nt
Organism: Amphibalanus amphitrite
Lineage: Eukaryota; Metazoa; Arthropoda; Thecostraca; Balanomorpha; Balanidae
Product: gamma-tubulin complex component 6-like
Exons: 17
Coding region: 138-4367 (1409 amino acids)
Biological process (GO): spindle assembly; cytoplasmic microtubule organization; microtubule nucleation
Cellular component (GO): equatorial microtubule organizing center; spindle pole; centrosome
Molecular function (GO): microtubule minus-end binding; gamma-tubulin binding
Source: RefSeq, a predicted model, not a curated record